AUGGGACGAUUUAGGAAACAAAUCUGCAGAUUUGUGCUAGAUUACUUUGAUCAGAUGUAUACAAAAGAACUUGGAGACCACUGGCAUACUGUCAGGGAAGUGCUCACAGAUCCUGGACUCUGGCAGUAUGCUGUUUUACUAAAUAAUUUCCAGAACACUGUGACAACAGAGGAUCAUUUGCUUAUGCUGGGAUACCAUAUACUGUCCAGUGACAACUUUUCUAACAACCAAAGAUCGAUAAAAUGCUAUAUCAGCAGGAAACCUGGAAAGUUUCCGUCUCAGCGACAUCAGAGUGGAAAUAUCAAAGACUACUAUAUACUCAAUGCCUCGUCACUUCUCCCAGUUCUGGCUCUAGAUGUCAAGGAUGGUGAGGUGGUCUUGGAUAUAUGUGCAGCUCCUGGUGGGAAAUCUGUAGCAGUUUUGCAGUGUGCAGCACCAGGACUUCUUCAUUGUAAUGAGCCGGAUAUGCACAGAUCAUUGUGGGGCUGAGGAAGACACUGGAAUCCUUUGUGCCGCUGUCCCACAUGAAUGUCCUCUCAACUACUCAAUUAGACGGAAGGUUAAUUGGGAAAUUAUACACCAGCUCUUAUGACAAGGUGUUGGUUGAUGCCCCAUGUUCUAAUGACAAGAGUUGGCUAUUCUCUUCUGAUGCUGAAAGAGCCAAAUCCCGAAUUUCAGAGAGGAAGAUUCUUCCUGUAAUCCAGUCAGAGUUACUCAGGUCUGCAAUCAAUGCCCUCAGACCCGGAGGAACUCUGGUGUAUUCUACAUGCACUCUCUCUAAAGCAGAAAACAGCGAUGUUAUUUCUAAUGUCUUGAACUCCUGCAGUGAUGUUACCCCUGUGGACCUGAAUCACAUGAUCAAAACAUUAUCUCAUGAAUUCACGUUUGCUGAACAGGUCCCCCAUGGACUGCUAGUUAUACCCGAUAAAGGAAAAUCCUGGGGCCCCAUGUUUGUAUCUAAAUUGAUAAAAAUAUAG
Molecule: messenger RNA, 977 nt
Organism: Staurois parvus
Lineage: Eukaryota; Metazoa; Chordata; Amphibia; Anura; Ranidae
Source: the annotation of a GenBank genome assembly